Molecule: messenger RNA, 1080 nt
Organism: Prunus armeniaca (apricot)
Lineage: Eukaryota; Viridiplantae; Streptophyta; Magnoliopsida; Rosales; Rosaceae
Source: the annotation of a GenBank genome assembly
AUGGAUUCACAUUUCAGUCCAAGUCCUUCUGAGGCACAUCCUGAGACAAUGGAUUUUCUUUCCCUUGCAUGGUGCAACUUUGCAGUUCAAGCUUUCCAAACGGAGCAACAAGACCAAUCUGUGGUUCUGCUAGACGAUCCGAUUGUGAAGUUUGAGAGUCACAAGGAGGCUCCUUACAUGAUGGAUGAUGCAGAUCUCAAGCCUCCACCACCUUGGAAAUCCAAUGAUGUGAAGAUGUCUUGGAAGAUAGUCCCAUUUAAGAAUAUGUCAAUCAAGAAAUGGCUAAAAGAUAUUAAGGAAAGGCGAAAAGAGGAACACAGGUUGCAAAGAGCUGAAGUCCAUGCAGCAAUAUCUAUGGCAGGUGUUGCAGCUGCUCUUGCAGCCAUUGCAGCUGAAGGCUCAGACAACAAUGGCUCAAGCACUGCCAAGGAAGCCGCAGUGGCUUCUGCAGCCGCGCUAGUGGCGGCGCAGUGUGCGAAAGUUGCAGAAGCAAUGGGGGCAAAGAAGGAGCAGCUCAGCAGUGUGAUAGGUUCAGCCAUGACUAGUACAAGUGCAAGUGACAUCUUAACUCUAACAGCUGCAGCUACGACAUCAUUGAAGGGAGCAGCUACAUUAAAAGAAAGAUCAGGAUGCAAGAACAGACUAAAUGGGGUUGCACCAGUGAUGCCCAUCGAGGACAACCCGGAGGUUGACUUCGACUUUGAGAAGUAUAGAUCAAUGCUUGCAAUAGGUGCCCAGCUCAGCAUUGAAACACCAGAUGGGAAGUACAUGGUUAGAUCAGUGUCUGUCAUCCUGAACAGUGAAGCCAAGGUUGUUCUUAAAAUGAGGAAGCUCAGUCUGUUGAAAAGCAAAAAGGAAAGCAUCAUACUGGACAUGUAUGCGGAGCUGUAUAAAGAUUCCGAGGCAGCAGAUGAGAAUGGCACGGGUUAUCUUAUCGUGUUAACGACGAGUAGGGGUACAUUCAAGCUAGACAUGGAAGACGACUAUCAACGUUACAAGACAUGGGCCACAACCAUUAACCAUAUGCUCAUGGUUUCUACUUCAUUUACGAAAUAUCAUCUUCAAUUCUACAAAAAGUAG